This is a messenger RNA of Oryza brachyantha (malo sina), 369 nucleotides long. Its product is annotated as chemocyanin-like. NCBI's taxonomy places the organism in Eukaryota, Viridiplantae, Streptophyta, Magnoliopsida, Poales, Poaceae. The transcript is spliced from 2 exons. Gene Ontology annotation, molecular function: electron transfer activity. Gene Ontology annotation, cellular component: plasma membrane. The record is from RefSeq and is a predicted model, not a curated record. The coding region runs from base 1 to 369 and encodes 122 amino acids.
AUGGCACGGCGAAGCGCCACCGUGUUGGCCCUCUGCUGCGCGGCCGCCAUCGCCGUCCCCGCCGCCGUCGUCCACGGCAACGAGUGGACGGUCGGCGACGACAAGGGAUGGACCUUCGGCGUCGCCGGCUGGGAGAACGGCAAGCGCAUCCGGCCCGGCGACGUGCUCGUGUUCAAGUACGACGGGAAGAUUCACAACGUGGUGGAGGUGGACCGGGCCGGGUACGACGGGUGCAAGGUGACCGGGCCCUCCAAGGUGCGCAGCUCCGGCGACGACCGGGUCGAGCUCGCCGGCGGCGAGGCCUUCUUCAUCUGCGGCGUCGGCGACCACUGCAGCGAAGGCAUGAAGAUCGCCGUCACCACCGCGUAG